CCCCGCUCCAGCUGCGCGGGCAUCAAGAGCGGAGCCUCGCAGCGAGCGAGCGAGUCCGAGCGCGGCCGGGGCAGGUGGUUGCGCCGCGAAGAUGGUCGCCAAGCAGCGGAUCCGAAUGGCCAACGAGAAGCACAGCAAGAACAUCACUCAGCGCGGCAACGUCGCCAAGACCUCGAGAAAUGCCCCUGAAGAGAAGGCGUCGGUAGGACCCUGGUUACUGGCUCUUUUCAUUUUUGUUGUUUGUGGCUCUGCAAUUUUCCAGAUUAUUCAAAGUAUCAGGAUGGGCAUGUGAAGUGACUGACCUUAAGAUGUUUCCAUUCUCCUGUGAAUUUUAACUUGAACUCAUUCCCGAUGUUUGAUACUCUGGUUAAAAACAAUUCAGUAAAGCAUCCUGCCUCAGAAUGACUUUCAAAUCAUCCUUCAUGUGUCAUUCCAAGGUUCUUCACAAGUCAUUCCAGAUUUUCUAAUCCAUACCACAGUGCCUUACAAAAGCACCACAUGAAUAAAGCAAUAAAAUUUGAUUGUUAAGCUGUAGUAGCAGACCCUUAUUCGGCCAGUAAAGAAUACGUUUUUUAUGUGAUUAUUAAAACAGUAUAGAGUAUGGGUAAUUAGAUUAAAUCUGUGUAGACAAGGUCUAGAUUUUAUGAACCCUAAUUGUAAAUGCAAUUAGUUUAUUUAAAAUUUGGAAUCCUAAGUUUUUUGUAUAGCUAGGCACUUUAUUAUUCUUGAAAGCACACUAUUAUAGGGCCAUGUAACUAUCCUGUAAUAAGGUGCUUAUAUGUAAAUGGAAGAACUACACAGCCUAGUUUUGCUACAACCAUUAGUACCUAAAAUUUUCAAAAGCUAAAUGCAUAAUAUAAGUGGAGAUGCUUAUAGCUACAUCUGCUUUAAUGUUGUUAUUUCUGUUAUACUACCUUGGAUUUUGCAUGUGUGAGUAUAGUAACCUCAGAUCCCAUUAAAAAAAAAAAAAAAAAAAAAAAACUUGGUUGAACAUUUUGUAAUUUAAGCAGUUACUGCAGUUUUGCUAAACGUUACCAUGAUAGAGUGAAGGCAGGAAAGGCUUGUUUAUGUCACAUUGAUUUCACCAGAAUUAUUUUAAUAUAUCAAAGGGAUUUACUAUGUUAGAUAAAACUUUAGGGAAAAAUACUAGAAGUGGAUGCCUCAUCAUACAUACUGUUGCGUCCAGUGUCCUCUAAGACAGCAUGUUAAUAGACUUAAUACCAAAACAAAACAAAAAGCACAUCGAUAAGUUAUGUUUAGUUUGGAAAUACUUUUUCUGUGUUUAUGAUUGAAAUUCCCUUAGGGUACUAGAUACAUCAGACUAAAGUGGCAUUUGGAAUUAAAUGGAUUUACUGAUAAUGAUCAGUUUGGUCUUCCCUUGUAUGAUUUUAUAUAUUAUGAUUGAUCAGAUUUUCUUUUUACGAAUAGGGCAAGGGUGAUAAGGUAGGUUUUGGGUGUUCUAAUAUGCGAGUUUGUGGAAAACUUCAAAUACUGGCUAUUAAUAUACUUAGCCAUAGCUUAGUGCAAAAAGCCUGAGCAGCAUCUGUGUAAUAAGAAUUGGAACGAGGCUGCUUGUUUGCUUUGUUAAUUGCCUCAGGAUGUCUUUUAAAUAAGCUUGAAGAGGAACAGAAGGGAAAUCUGCUACCCAGUCUAUACACAGUGUGAACCUCAUAGGGAACUUCCAAUACUGUC
This is a messenger RNA of Fukomys damarensis (Damara mole-rat), 1692 nucleotides long. It is a transcript of the gene Serp1, whose product is annotated as stress associated endoplasmic reticulum protein 1. The record is from RefSeq and is a predicted model, not a curated record. Lineage: Eukaryota; Metazoa; Chordata; Mammalia; Rodentia; Bathyergidae. Bases 92 to 292 code for a protein of 66 amino acids. Gene Ontology annotation, biological process: endoplasmic reticulum unfolded protein response. The transcript has 3 exons. Gene Ontology annotation, cellular component: endoplasmic reticulum.